Penicillium subrubescens is the source of this 1327-nucleotide messenger RNA. RefSeq lists its product as uncharacterized. Lineage: Eukaryota; Fungi; Ascomycota; Eurotiomycetes; Eurotiales; Aspergillaceae. The coding region runs from base 101 to 1327 and encodes 408 amino acids. The record is from RefSeq and is a predicted model, not a curated record. The transcript has 4 exons.
CUAGUGAUUCCCCGUUCGACGCUUCUCCAAUCUUCAUCCCGUGACUCGACGCUCGAAAACACAACACCAGCCUGCACACGAGCAUACAUAAGUCUGCCUGAUGGAUGGCCUUCGCGACAUUAUUCUCUCAGAACUCAGGGUUUUGCAUCAAGAUGGUGGCAUUCUUGGAUUAAUCCAGCUCAUUGACCGGCUUCGAUCGACCGGCCCUCCGUAUCAUCCUGUGAUUCUCGAUCUCUGCUGCCUCAUCCGAACACUUUGGCAAUUACGGUCGCUGACAAGGGAUCAAUUAUGGCCUGGUAACUUUAUGUUGCAAGCCUUUCAGUGGAUUUGCGAGGCAAAGAUGGCAAUGAAAGGACUAUUUGCAACGAUGACGAGCAAGGUUGUAGAUGAGGGCGCGAUCCAACAAAGAGCAAACUCUGUGCUAUGGGCGCUGAAUCGAUUUCAGGCGAUGACUCGAUUCCUGGUCGCGCCAUGUGAGUCUGUUGUCAACAAAGGUGGAGGCCUUCUUAUUUGCCGGAGGCACGGCCAGGAUCGGUAUAAACUGGAUUCAGGUUGCACAUACGAGGACGAGAACACCGUAUUGCAAGAAUUUUGGAGCAAUCGCAAUGCCGGAAUCUUUGAGCAUAUCAGCCUCAAGAGUGGUGGAACACAGUACUAUGACCCUAUGUUCUGGUCUCGUGACCAACUCAGUGCGAGGGAGUACUUCACCGUCGGUCGCGUUUUUAUGAUGCUUUGGGAUGUGAACGCCCUUCGAAGGGACCUUCAGGAGAUUGCUGAUGAGGACCCAACGGUUCACGCGAAUCGGCGCUCGUUUAUGGUCAUGGAGAACUCUUACACCGGACCAUACACCGGGCCGGAGACUGUUAGGCGGUUUGUCGUCGUUGCGGAAGGCGUCCGAUCAUCCUAUUGCCUACCAAUAAGUUCGUUCAACGACCACGGCUGCUCCCAGCAGCAGGAUCAGCGGAGUUAUGGAGUGAUUUAUACCGGGAAUAUAUCGCAAGCCGCCGACCUUCCAGAGGAGAGAGGGAUGAUUUAUCCGCCUAUCUACAUUACUCCUGUUGCGCCCAAGCCCUGGUCUCGCGAGGUUCUGCUUAAGACUGACGUACCACCGGUGCCCUUAAACUCGGAACUUCCCUCACUUGAACUGCCUGCCCAAUGUCGACUUGACUAUCGUCGCCUGUGUGAAGUGGAGCAUAUCGUUUGCAGCAGGAAUAUAGGCUUGGUUUGUAGCGAGUCAUUAAGAAUCCUUGAGGAAUACGCUGCGUCUGUCGGUUUGGCAAGCCAAAGCCUAAGCAAGAUAGAUGAAGACGUCAUGGAUUUGUCAUGA